Aspergillus versicolor CBS 583.65 is the source of this 531-nucleotide messenger RNA. RefSeq lists its product as uncharacterized. Lineage: Eukaryota; Fungi; Ascomycota; Eurotiomycetes; Eurotiales; Aspergillaceae. Bases 1 to 531 code for a protein of 176 amino acids. The record is from RefSeq and is a predicted model, not a curated record. The transcript has a single exon.
AUGCACUAUUCAAAACUCCUAUCCCUCCUCCCCCUCCUCCCCCUCGCCACGGCAAUCUGUCCAGGCUACAACUACGCCUUCUUCAACGACGACGACAACGCCAUGUUCUACACCACCACCACAGACUGCGUAGUCGUCAAAGGCGAGCCAUGCACCAACGUCUGCAUGUGCGAGUGGUGGGGCUGCGGCCCUGGAGGCUCCGUCAACUCCGUCAAAGUCAACGGCCUCUGGUACAAGUGCCGCAACGACGCGAACAAGGGCAAGUGUGGGCCGAAUGAGAUGUCGCAGGUUGCGAACAAUGCGCCAGAAAGCUGCUGCCGUAAUGAUGGUUCGAGGAACUUGGCCGAGGGGCGUAUUACGAAGCGUCAUGCGAGUGUUAUUGAUGAGACGAAUGCGAUUUUGGACCGUCAUGUGGAGGAGUAUGAACAUGCGAAGAGGAGUGGGUUGGAUCUGGAUGAAGUGCGUCGGCAACAGAAGGUGGAGGUUGCUGAGGCUAUGGGAAGAGAGGAGGCUGUUGCAGGAGUUUUCUAG